Molecule: messenger RNA, 4505 nt
Organism: Caenorhabditis angaria
Lineage: Eukaryota; Metazoa; Nematoda; Chromadorea; Rhabditida; Rhabditidae
Source: the annotation of a GenBank genome assembly
AUGAAAUGUAUCAUCCUCAUUUUAUUAUUUUUACCAACCUGCUUUUCAUUUGUUCAAAGUUGUAUAAGGUGCCCAAACGAUAAAGCCAGAGCAAAGAAACCGCCAUGUCUGGAUAAUAUGUAUUUUUAUGUAUGUAGGGGCAGCAACCUUUGCUGUAGUAAGUUAUUUGAAAUAUUUUUGUCGAAGGUAUAAAUUUAUAAUUUUUUACAGUUAACUGAAUGACCCUUUUCUUCACUCUAAUCUAAACUUGAAUAUUGUUUUCAGACGUUGAUCAUGUAGAAUGUUUCGGAGGACACAAAGCUGUUCACAAAGUUGAUGGUAAAUGUGGAAGUGAUCGAAUUGCAACUAAAAUGCAAUUUUUUAACCAAGAAGUUUGUUGUCGUGAGUUAUUUAUUUAGUAAAACGUUGUUAUCUUGUUUUUUAAAUAAAAUUUCAGCUCCAUCUGGUGCAAAAUGUUUUGGAGGAUCAAUAGAUGCGACUGUACCACCCUGCAAGUCUGAUCAGUAUUCACGUCGAAUUGAAAUAAACAACAAAUAUUUAUUGGAUAAAGUUGCACUUUGUUGUCGUAAGUAGAUAUUUUGGGGUUUCAAAAGCAGGGAAUAAUUUGAUUAUUUUUGCAGCGAUGCCUGAAACUAAUUGUCCUGGAAAUGUUCGUCCGACCAAACAACCAUGUAAAGCAAAUCAAUAUUUGAAACAAUUUGGAGAUCAAGAUGAUGAUAUAUUUUGCUGUUGUAAGUUGUUUGAAAUUCAGCGAUUUUUAAUGAUCGUGAUUUGUUUUUCAGCGCUUGAUGCUGUUCAAAAGUGUCCGGAUGGAAGUACUCCUCAUUCACCGUCUAGAGGAAACGAUUAUGAACAUAUUGUAGAUGGUCACAAAUUUUGGUGUGGUCAGUUUCAUUCUUCCAUAAAAAAGUAAACUAAAUACAAAUAAAUUCAAAUUACAGAGCUUUCUGGUUUCAAAUGUCCGCUCAACGAUAUUCCAACAAAUGCACCGUGUUCAGCACACCUGAGCGAAAUGAACAUGCCUGCAGGAGAACAAUUUCUUUUCAAAUUCGAACAGGGACCAGAACUUUGUUGUAGUAAGUCUUAUAAAAAAUGCAUCAGUCAUUCAAAAAAUAUUGUUAUUUUCUAGAUGAUGCAAAAUGCGUGAAUGAAAAACAUCCAAAAGAUCUUCCAUGUGAUGCAAAUCAAUAUGAAAAAGAGUUUAGUGCUUCCCGAAAAGUUUGUUGUGAACUUGAAGAAUUGAAAUGUGUAGAUGGAGAAAAACCAGAAAAACAGUCAUGUACUCCAGAAAGAUAUUUGACUAAUCUAGGAGUUGCGGAAAAUGAACAAGUCUGUUGUAGUAAGUUUUUUGUCCAUCUAUUUUUGCUACAGAAUUAUGAUUUUCAUAAGCCAAUCCGGCCUUUGGAAGAGUAUGGCCUAGAAAACCAAACAAUUUCUCUUGGUUUUCUCUUCCAUCUGAAUAAAAUAUUUCCUUACAGAACUCGAUGGAUUGAAAUGUGUUGCUGGAGAAUCGCCAACAAAUGAGCCUUGUAAUACUGAUCAAUAUAGAACUCUUUUGGGACAUGAACAUCUUUGUUGCCGUAAGUUAAGAACAACCAAACAGCUGUAUAGAACUCUUAUUUUCAGCUCUGAAUGAUUUGAAAUGUAUGGAUGGAGAGAUACCACAAAAACAACCAUGCACUUCUGAAACAUAUUUGACUAAUUUAGGAGCAACUGAUAAUGAAGAUGUUUGUUGUAGUAAGUUCUUUUCAUUUUUUUUAAUUUAGAGUGAAAAUCUUGAAGAACUUGAUGGAUUGAAAUGUGUUGCUGAAGAUGUUCCAACAAAUGAGCCAUGCAAAGAUGAACAAUAUAAAGAUCAUUUGGGAUUUGCUGAUGUUUGUUGUGAUUUUAAUCAACUCAAAUGUGUUAAUGAUAAAGUACCGACAAGAAAACCAUGUGAAGAUAAUCAAUAUGUUAGGAAAUUCGGGGAGAAUAAUGAAUUCUGUUGUGGUGAGUCUGGAAAUUAAGGUUUCAACAAAAAAAACAAUAAUUACAGGCACGGAAAAUAUGAAAUGCCCAGAUGGAAAAGAACUUCGAACAAAACCAAAAAAUAAUGAAGAAAUCGGGAUGGAAUUGAUCAAUGGACAAAUGGUUUAUUGUGGUUGGUUUGAGAUGGCCGAGGCCGAGUUCCCGACAUUUCUCGGCCAUUUGUGUAGUUUUUGAAUUGUAAAUAUAAUAAUUUCAGAUGCAUAUUUCGAAUGUCCAAAUGGAAUUCAAUCAUUUCCCGACUCUGAAACUUACUCAAAUUGUGGAAAAAAUGAUAGUAAUAUCAAACUUCGUCUAAAUUUUGAUGAAUUAUUCAAAAGUGCCUAUUUGUGUUGUGGUAAGAGAUUGAAACUGAAUUCAAAUUUAAAAAAAUAAAUAUUUAUUUUCCAGAGGACCUUAAAAGUUGUCAAAUCACACAAUCUUCUUAUAAAUUUGUGACAAAAGAAGCAAAUGAAUAUGGAUUGACAAAAUCGCUUUUGGCAAAUCAGGAAGUUUCUGGAUAUAUUCAUCAAUUUAUUAAAAAUGAUGGAAAACAGCAAUUUCUUUGUCGUAAGCCCUUUUUUUUCCUCUUGAAAAAUCUCCCCGUUAUUUUCAGCAAUUCCUAUCGGAAAUAUAUGGCUGGAAAUCUAUAAACCUGCUGAAAAUCAAGAAAUCCCAAAAGAAUAUUUGCCAGUCGAUUUUAUUGAUAUGAAUCAGGAGAAAAGUUUGAGACCGUGUCAGAAAAAUGUUGAUUGUAAAGGUCCGAAUCAGUUUUGUGGGGAUUAUACAAGUUUUGCGGAGGAAGAUGGGGCAACUUUGAAAUUUUGCUAUCAAAGUGAGUUGGAUUUUGAAUUUCAAGGGGGGAAAUAUAUUUUAUAGUAGUUUUUUAGUCACUUUUUGUAAAAAAACUGCUAGAAAAAUUCAUUUCCCAUGAAAAAAUCUCAUUUUUUUCCAGAUCCAAUAAUUCCUAUCACAAAAAUCUCAAAAUCAUUCCAAUUCGCUGUCGAUUCACAAGAUUCUGGUCUAAAAUUAUGUGAUUCAAAUUCGGAUUGUUUAAAAAAUGAUAGAAUUUGUUGGAAAAAUGAUAAAAAAUGGAAUGGAAAAAGUGGAAUUUGUAUUGAAAGAAAACCAAUCGCAUUUAUUUAUUCAAGAAUUUUUGAAGAAAAUUCAAAUUUUCAAAAUCAUUUUUAUUUUGCGGUUGAUUUGGAAAAUGGAUGGAAAAAUCGAGAUUUAUUGAAGAAAUGUGUGAAAAAUGAGGAAUGUGAUAUUGAAAAUGGACAAUUUUGUGAUAAUAUUAUUGGAAUAAAUGGAGAAAAAGAUUUGGAGAAUAAAUAUUGUUUUAAAGGUGAGAUCUUAUCCCUUUUUAAAUAAAAAAUCUAGAAUUUUUUAGCUCUCAAAUCACCUUCACCUCUUAUAAAACCAACAAUAAUUCCCACAAUUUCUGGUCUUGUUUCAUGUCAAAAUUGUCAAUUACCAUCAUUUUGUCAUCAACAAAAAGACAUGAAAUAUCUCGAUGAAAAAUCAAUUGAAAUUUCGGGAAUUUGUUGGAAUAGUCAAAUUUGUGCUGAUCAACAAACUGCAUUAUUUUUGGAACCAAAAUGUCAAAAUAAUGAAGAUUGUCAGAAACAACAAACUGAUUCGAAUUGUCAAAAUGGACAUUGUUGUCCAGAAGGUAUGAGGAUUUUUUUUGGGAGUUUUGGGGAUAAUUUGGGGCCCGAAAGGCUUGGAAAACUCAAAAUUCUGAAAUUUAGAUCCAGGAAUCCUGAAAUUAAACAAAAUUCAAGAUAAUUCAGUAGUUCUGACUACAAGGAUUACCGUAAAACUACAGUAAUCCUUGCAGUUUGGAUCUAAAUUUGAGCAUUUUUCGAAACUUUAGGCUUUCUAGGCUGGAAGCAUUGGAAAAUCCAAAAUUUAAUCUGAAAAUUGAGCCCUGAGGGACCUAAAGUUCAAUUUCAGCCCAGAAAGCCUAUCAUUCUGAAUUUCCCUAAUUUUCAGCCAAAAUCUCAUCAGACGGCUCAUUUUCCCAACCCAAACAUCAUUAUAUCACUCAAAGAUCGUGCAAUUCAACAUACAACUUCCAAAUCAAUUUUCCGAAUAGUUUUUGCGACCCAAAAUCUCAAAAAUUAGUUGUAAUUGGAAAAUUCUCAAAACAUGGCGAGAAAUUGAAAUUAUCAUCGAAUUCCAAAAAAUGUGAAAGAAAUAUUGAUUGUGGAACUGGAGAAAAUGAAGAAGUUUGUAUUUUUGAUGGAAAAAUUGGAGAAGGGAAGUGUUAUUUGAAUCCAAUGACUUAUAAAAGUCCACCUGAUGGUUUUCCUAUUAUGGCUGUAAUUGUACCAAUUAUCAUAAUUAUUAUUAUUUUGUCCUUAAUUGCUGGUGGAUAUUUGUAUUAUAAGAAGAGAAUCAACAAAGAGGAAAAGAAUACUGAGAAAUCGAAAAAACAUGAGAAAAAAUCGCAGAAAAAAUCAAUCUCGACUCCAAGUUCUGCCAAUACUCCUGUUUGA